UCAAUGUUAUGGGUUAGUUAUCAACAUGUCUGCCUCCUUGGUGCGAGCGACUGUCCGAGCAGUGAAUAAAAGGAAAAUAUUACCCACUAGAGCCGCUCUCACGUUGACUCCUUCCGCUGUGAACAAAAUCAGGGUUUUGUUGCAGGAAAAACCAGAAUAUAUUGGUUUGAAGGUUGGCGUGAGAACACGUGGCUGUAAUGGACUGACUUACACACUAGAAUACACAAAAGAGAAGGAGAAAUCAGAUGAAGAAGUGCUACAGGAUGGUGUCAGGGUGUUUAUUGAGAAGAAGGCUCAGCUCACCCUCCUGGGAACUGAGAUGGACUUUGUGGAGUCGAAGCUGUCCAGUGAAUUUGUCUUCAACAAUCCUAACAUCAAAGGCACGUGUGGCUGUGGAGAAAGCUUCAGCGUCUGAGCAUCAACGAGGGGUCGUCAACCCAAACCUUCCUCGCUCCAACCCCACCCCCCAUCUCAUCUACAACACCAGAGCGUCUGCUGACGAGGAAGCUGGACGUGGAGAAAUGUUUGAGAUGUGGACACCCCUGACUUCCUGCCACUGCUCUUCCUGCAGGCAGCUCACUGAAGCCCAGCUGUGCAUUUUUUAGGCUCAAUUGGGAAAGUUUCCUACACUUCGCAGUCAAAACCAGAAAUUUUUUUAUGUUCCACUGUUUCUUUUUAUUUCAGCAGCUGAUUUUUCAGCUAUGUGUUUAAGAAACAGUAGGACCUCUGAGUUAAUUAUUUUUUAGUUGAUAGAGGGCUUAUAUUUUAUACAUCACAGAUUUUCAUGUGAGUCAAAUCUCAACAUAUAYAGAGGAGAAAAAAGUGGGAAAAUACUGAGAGCUUAAAGGGUAACGUUGGUGAAACUAAAAGGAGGAAGCAUGCAGGUAGUUUUAAGUUUGAAUCGAUCUGCUGAAGUCCUGACAUCAGCAGUUUGAUGAAAUCUCUGCGCUGCAGUGUCCAGUCCUGCACCAUGUCCCCAGCAGGAUGGAAAACUUGAGUCUCAAAGUCAUUUUAUCAGUUUGUAAAGCUGAUAUUCAUGGGUGUGUACAUAACAAAAUGUAAGAUUCUUGAACAGCUCAUACGCACAAAAGAAAAUAACGCACAAAACACGAAUUCCUCAUUGAAGAGUUCUCCGGUGGCUUUCUUUUUUUCUUUUUUUCUUGUUUUGCUUGAUCAAAACCAGGAUUGUUUGUAUAGAUUUGAGUGCUCAAUCUUUUUUUAACCURUGCAAUAUAUUUGUGUACAUAGAAUAAAAAUAAUAAACAGCUUAACUAAACACCAGA
Molecule: messenger RNA, 1283 nt
Organism: Austrofundulus limnaeus
Lineage: Eukaryota; Metazoa; Chordata; Actinopteri; Cyprinodontiformes; Rivulidae
Gene: isca1
Product: iron-sulfur cluster assembly 1
Exons: 4
Coding region: 26-415 (129 amino acids)
Biological process (GO): iron-sulfur cluster assembly
Cellular component (GO): cytoplasm; mitochondrion
Molecular function (GO): 2 iron, 2 sulfur cluster binding
Source: RefSeq, a predicted model, not a curated record